Rodentolepis nana is the source of this 222-nucleotide messenger RNA. NCBI's taxonomy places the organism in Eukaryota, Metazoa, Platyhelminthes, Cestoda, Cyclophyllidea, Hymenolepididae. The record is from the annotation of a GenBank genome assembly.
AUGAUUAGCUAUAAAAAGGGCUAUAAGAAAAAUCGCCCUCGUCAGGGCGAACCACUGCGUCUUCAGAUCCUCCAGUGGAAUGCUGGAGGAAUGUCUCCGGACAAAAAGAUCCAAAUACAGAAAAUCCUAAAAACCUAUGAUGUAAACAUUUUCACAAUUAUGGAAGCUAACAUUUCGGAUGACAAACUGAAGUAUUACCAAUUCCCAGGUUACACCCUGUAA